AUGUUCAAAUGCAAGGUUUGCGAGCAACCGCUGGUCAUUGAGCUUGAUGCAGAGUCCUUCGAUGAGGCUACUUCCUCCUCUGUCGGCCAAGCUUCUUCGGCGCCCGAUGACCUCCUGCUUAUGUGUGGAUGUCACUUUCAUUGGCAAUGUCUUCUUGAUGAAUCCCCCCAAAUCGCUCUCGACCUCGCCUGCCCAAGCUGCCAACGCUCAAUCGUAACUACAGCCCCUGGCCCAUCAGCAACAAACUCUCAUCUCCCACCUGCGUCCCCCCAGCCCCUGAUCUUGACUCGAUACCACAACGAGGGCGGUGUCCAAGAGAACCUCGAUAUCCUCCCCUUGAUCACCGAGGAGGCCUACUUGGAUGCUAAUCCAGCGGCGAGACCUGCGCGGGCGUUUAUGAUUGGGAUAACUGUUAACCUGAGAAUUCCAGCCAUGUGUGGCGAGGGCGACGUAGCCCGCGUCAUUGAACUCCUCACGGCGCUCCAGCAGGACCCCGAAGAAGGCGACAUGUCCCCCUCGGAGCUCCUGCGCUUCCAGGACCCGCUCGAUGGUAUGAAGACCGGUCUACAUGUUGCCAUUGAGCGAUCGCAGCAGGAAGCUGUUUGGAUGCUGUUAUGGCUCGCUUCUGGGCUCCCUAGUCAUGUGUUCCCGAGCGAGGUCGUGCAGGCGGCCGAGAGCAUGGAGGCGAGUAGAGGAACUGCGGAGGGAGGGGUGGAUAUUAGGCGGUUGAGCGAUGGGGAGGGGAGGACGGGCGAGGAUGUCGCGAAGGGUAUGGGGGCGGAGUGGGCUGGUUUACUCGGGGCGGGGGUAUUAAGGGUUUGA
Messenger RNA from Drepanopeziza brunnea f. sp. 'multigermtubi' MB_m1, 822 nucleotides. The record is from RefSeq and is a predicted model, not a curated record. NCBI's taxonomy places the organism in Eukaryota, Fungi, Ascomycota, Leotiomycetes, Helotiales, Drepanopezizaceae.